CAUUUAGUUAUACAUUUAAACGAGGCAUAUAACCAGUGUCGCUAGAAAGAAGGGGGGGGGUGGUGGUGGUCGCAAGGAACAGUUUGUCCCGGGUGGCAGAUAUCUAAUUGGCGCCGAAUGAAAUUCAAGUUUUUAUAACAUUUCCUAAAAAAAGAUUCGCAGCCGAAGAAAACCUGACAUGUUGUUGUCCAUAUAGUUAAAAGAUGUGGUGGUUUAUUUUAAUUUUUAAUGAAGUUGUACAUACUACAGUGGAAAACAAUAAUAAUAACUAUGAUGCUUGUGCAGUUGGCUGGGUAUAUAAUGAAAAUAAAUGCUACAAAUUUAACAGUAUGACAAAUAAUUAUCUUGGUGAAAAUUGGAAUAAAUCUUUAUUAUUAUGUCAAAGUGUUGGAGGAGAUUUGUUAAGCAUAGCUGACGAAACAGAAAAUUCAUUCAUUGUUGAUCAGAUUAGAAAUAGGAUUAUAAAAUGGCAGCGUUACUGGAUUGGUCUUAAUGAUAUUAAAAAAGAAAACACGUUUCUGUGGUCUGAUAAUACAACUUCACAGUUUACUAGCUGGAAAAAUGGUAACCCUAACAAUCAAAGUAACAAAGACUGUGUAGUAAUAACAGAUGGAGGUUGGGAAGAUGUUUCUUGUGAUAGUCUUUUUGGAUUUAUUUGCAAAAUAAAUAACGAAAGUGGUGUUUGUGAUGUUGGUUGGUUACAAAAUGGAAGCUAUUGUUACCUAUUCUACAGCGUAAAUGACACAUUUAUUGGGAAAAGUUGGAAUGAUUCUCUUUCAAUAUGCUUAAGCUUUGGAGGAAAUUUGUUAAGUAUUGAAAAUAAAACAGAAAAUGAGUUCAUAGUAGAAAAAAUUAUUCAAUAUGUAAAACAAUGGAAAAAUUACUGGAUUGGAUAUAAUGGUUUCCGAGCAGAAAGCAUUUUGAAAUGGUCUGAUAAAACUAUUUCACAGUUUACUAAUUGGAAUGAUGAAAUACCAAAAAACCAGAAUUAUAAAGGCUGUGUGGUAACAACCAAUGAUGGUUGGAAUGUUACUUUUUGCAACAGUCUCUUUGGCUUUAUAUGUAAAUUUAAAAAAGAAUUGAACUCAAUAUACAUCUUCGAAACACAAAGAAGUAUGCCUUACUGCUCUCCAAUAUACGUGGAUAUAACUACUCAAAACUAUACUUUUCCAUUAUUUUUUGAAAUAGUAAAAGGGUUAAAUGAAAAAGCAUCUACUGUGUCAUUUAAAUCAUUAACAGAAAACUUAUAUCUUCGCCAUAAAAAUUAUUAUUUAUACUUACAUCCAAAUGAUGCUCGAAUGUAUGAAGAUGCAUCAUUUAUAUUGUUUGAGAAUAAAAACUUUGAAAACUUCACAUCAAUUUACGCUUCUAAUUAUCCAGCCUACUAUAUUACUUGUGAUGGUUAUUCUUCACGAAUUAUACAGGAAACAAAUACUUAUGAUCAAGACUUCAAAAAUCGGUCAAGUUUUAAAAUAUCAAGUAUUUGGAGUGACUGGAGUGAUUGGUCAUAUUGUAAUUUUUUUAAUGGGGCGAAUUGGAGAAAUAGAACUAGAACAUGCAAAUACUAUAACUGUCCUGGUAAUAAUACAGAGAUUCAACAGUGCAACAAGAAAUAUGAUGCUCAAUGGACAGAUUGGAAUCAUAAUUGUAAAAGCAUAUACCAGACAAAGUUUAUUGAUCAUGAAUUAAUGAUUUGUCAAAGUCAAGAAAUUUUAACUUAUUCAAGUGGUUGGACAAAUUGCAGUUCUUUAUGUAGUUAUAAGGUUACAAAUAAAACAAGAGAGUAUUGUAACUUUCCAGCCUGCAAAGAAUAUGACAAUAAUAUUAAUGCAACACCGUGUUUUAAUAAUAAUUUUUGUGGAGAUUCUUUCUUCUUGUUUAACAAGUUGAGGCUACCUAAUGAUAGUUUGAAUUCAAUCUUAUAUGUUUUCUUUGAAGAGUUUCAAAUUACAUUUGAUUUUUAUAUCAAUAAAACUAUCACUGAAGGAGAAGUUUUAGUGUUACAAGAUGAGUCAUCUAAAUGCCUAAUUGAUGUUGCUGUUUUUAAAAGUACUCAAAGUUUAAAAAUUACAACAGACAGUAUAAUUUUUAACUCAUUAGAUAGUUCUAGCAAACCUUUCACUCUGGAAAUGAAUACGAAGAUUUCUAUUAAAAUUAUUCAGCAAUUUAUCAAUGCGAAUUAUUACUUCAACAUAAGUGUUAAUGAAACUGUUAUAUUUUCUGUUAUCAAUACACAACCAAAAGUUUGCUAUAAUUUUAGUCUUUAUAUAUGUCCAACGAGUUUUCCUUGUUCAUCCGGCACAAUUAUGAACUUAAGCAUUAUUAGUAAAACACAAGUAUUCUGGUUACCAUGGAGUGAAUGGUCAAAUUGCAAUGCAUCUUGUGUACAAAAUAGAACACGCAUUUGUAUCAAUAAUCAAUGGCUGAAUUGUUUUGGAAACAGUAUCGAGAUAAAGUUUUGUGACAAUAUAUGUCAAGUAACAACGUCAAUUGCAACUUCACUAGCUUAUCAACCAACUUCAUUGUUAACAUCUCAAAAAUUACUGAACCCUAUUACUUCUACCGCAUUAAUUCUUACAACUUUAGAAAGCAACACUGCUUUUGAAGUAGUAGCAAUGUCAACUGCGAUUUCACUAGCUUAUCAACCAACUAAAUCUUUAGCAUCUCAAAAAUCAAUAAGUUCUGUUGCUUCUACUGUGCUAAUUCCUACAACUUUAGAAGUAAGCAACACUACUCUCAUAGUAUGGUCGUCAUGGAGUGAAUGCUCUGUAACAUGUGGAGAAGGUAAUGAAACUAGCCAUUCUGUAACAAAUGAUGCAGUAAGGUUUAAAAGUUGCAAUGUUAUGAACUGUCCAGUUAAUGGGAUGUGGAGCAAUUGGGUAAAUUCUGAUUGUUCAAAAUCAUGUGGUGGUGGCAUUAUAGUAUUUAACAGAAGUUGUAACAAUCCACUUCCUUCAUAUAAUGGUAAAAAUUGCAUGGGUAUGAGCUAUUACACUAAAGACUGUUCUAAUGAAAUCGUCUGCCCAGUUAAUGGUAAUUGGUCAGAAUGGUCUUUUUGGUCUUUAUGCAAUCAACCAUGUAAUGGUGGUACAACAACUAGAUCUCGCGAUUGUUCUAAUCCUACUCCACAGUAUGGGGGCAUGUUCUGUUAUGGAAACAGUACUCAAGUAAAUACCUGCCCUUGGAAAAGUUGCAAAAUUGUGGAGCUAAAUUCAGUCAUUUCUUUUGUUAAUGAAGUUUACGUUCCUCAUUAUUCUGAUUUGGCUUCAGAUCCUUCUUUAGCCCUUAACAAGAAAAUUCAUAAGGCGAUUGCCAACAUUUACAAAAUGCUUAACAAGAAUAUAUCGUUUAACAUUGUGGUUCAUUCUGUAAAAAACAUGGAUCCUUAACGCAAUCCGUAAAUCGUGAAGAUUCAAAGAAAUGUUUCCUUAAAAACAAAGAAUAAAUUCUUAAAUUAGGCUGGUGGAAUUUUUUAAUAGACAUUUUUGGAAUUCUGCAGUUUUCAAUUAGUUUUUUAUUUACUUUGGCCCUUAUAGGUUAACUGUAUUAGUAAUUUUUUCGAACGUUUAAUUUAUAAUUUUUAUAAUAACGUACGUUUAAAUA
This is a messenger RNA of Hydra vulgaris (swiftwater hydra), 3603 nucleotides long. RefSeq lists its product as uncharacterized. Lineage: Eukaryota; Metazoa; Cnidaria; Hydrozoa; Anthoathecata; Hydridae. The record is from RefSeq and is a predicted model, not a curated record. Gene Ontology annotation, molecular function: signaling receptor activity; alpha-L-arabinofuranosidase activity. Gene Ontology annotation, biological process: L-arabinose metabolic process.